AUGACCACAGGGCGUGCCAUGGUCAGCGGUUCCGCCAGCCCCGUGGGCUCAGGUCCUUCACAGCUGGUCACAAGUUGGGAUUGCACCUCCGGGUACCGGACACCAGAUCGUCCCAGAGGCUUCAUCAGGUGCUUUGAGCGCAAAGAGCCUGAGCAAGUUGUUAAGCGACGGCAAAGCACUUCCAGCAUUGACAAGUUGUCUCAUGAGGCAUUGUUAGCACCUGCGAGGGAGCUGCGGCGAAUGUCACUGGCACCGCCAGUGGAUGCAGAGAAGGCUCAAAAGGAGCUUGAAGAGACGAAGAAUCUUCUUGAGAAAUGUAUGUCUGACCUAGCAGAUCAGAAAAUGUAUGAUCAGAUGCUUGAGAAGUUCAGGCCCUUUUUGACAGCGCUCUCACGGGCAGAACAACUCCUCCGCCGUGAGCAGCCUGAAACGCUGCUGGGUUUCUUGGAACCUAAGGAGCUGCUGCUGGCGCUGCCCAUGUUGCAACGUCGCCGGGUGUCGAAGAUUCCGGAACCUGAUUUGCUCAAGGUCGUGGAGGCUCCAUCGCCACCGGUGAUCUCCCCGACGCGUCGCGCCGCCGUGGAGGCAGAUGCCAAAGUCAUGCGGGAGAAGCGUCUGCGAAGGGCAACUAGAAGGCCAGAGGAGUCGCUGGAAGAUCUACUGAUUAAGAGCAGGGAUCAAGCAGAGGCGUUGGACUAUGCCGCUGGUGGAGACUCUGAUGAGGUUCAGGUGGCUUUUGAGACUUUCCACCGUGCCGUGCGGCAAGCAUUUGAAAAGAAGGCAGCUGCAAAGGGCCGUUUGAGUUUGGAAGGUUUCGAACCCAAACCGCAAAUGGCUGCCUUCCUAGUCGACGUGGGUGUGAAGCGGAAGGCUUGGAGAUCACGAGUCUUCUAUGUGUUGACGAAACUCCUAGAGUUGAAAGCAUGGCAAGAGCACCUCCAGGGUUCUGAGGUCCAAUGGUUCCUUGACGCACAGUCGCCUGGGCAAAGCCCAAUCGAAGUGCUGUCCCCCUCUGUGGGGUCACCGCACCAUUCGGAGCCGGAGCCGGAGCAGAGCGCUCAACAGCUUCAGGUGAAGCCGACUGCCGGGAUGGCUGGGCUCUCACCAACACAGGUGGAGGAGUCUGAGCAGAAGGCGCCAUGGUAUGUGAAAGUGUGCUUCUCCCUCUUGGGAGUUGACAGAACUCUGAGGUUCUGCAAGUGCCUGGUACCAAGAGAUAUCCACCAACUGGCGGGCCUGUUGUUGACACGCGUAGUACCAUGCCCACACUUGGAGUUGGAGCAGCUUGGCUAUGAGAGCACUGGCUUCCGUGGUCAAGGUCUCAGGGGCUCCACCAAAGAAGUUUACCAGGAGCGAAGCUUCAAUUCCAAUGGCAGCCUCACACACUGCUAUGCUGCUCCAGGGGAUGGAACAUCAGCUGCAUUCCCCACGGAGCGCAAGCACGACAUUAGCUUUUGGAUUUCGCCAGAUUUCACUGAAGAGCUGCUGCUCCGAUGCUUCAGUUCCACUGCGGGCCGAUUGAACGGCUUGCAGCCGGAGGCUUUCCGUCACCAGCAGCACCAAAUGCAUUACUCAGGAUGUGUGGAAGCACCUUUGCAGCGACCUGCGAGAACGCCUCAUGCAGGAUCCUUCAGUGGAGCCGAGAAGAUCGCAGAAGAAAAUGUUCGGACCGUGCAGAAACUAUCAGAAACUCAUUCUCCAUCUUCAGGAUGA
Cladocopium goreaui is the source of this 1713-nucleotide messenger RNA. NCBI's taxonomy places the organism in Eukaryota, Dinophyceae, Suessiales, Symbiodiniaceae. The record is from the annotation of a GenBank genome assembly.